CUGUCUUUCUUCAGUCGAACUUCAAACUGACGUAAAGGAACAACUAACGGCAAAUAUUUUCACAUCGCUAUGUUAUUAGUACAAACAGUUAAAUUUGUCCUUCUUUUCGUCUACGUGACAUCUGCAUGGGCUAAUCCUGAGUUCGAUGCAGAUCCUACGACCGUUGAAGAUGCCCGCAAUAGACCCAGCAUUUGUUUUCUUCCUCCAAUAGAAGGCUCAGUUCAGUGCAAAGGCUUUUUUAUCCGCUGGACUUACAAUGCCCAAACGGAGAAAUGCGAGAAAUUUAUUUACGGGGGCUGUUUUGGUACUGCGAAUUUGUUUAGGAACCAACACGCCUGUCUAGCCAAGUGCAAUAGAAAAGGAUUAAAUGAGCUGAUCAGUGAUGGAGGUUCUUCCAUAUGUUUACAAAAAAAAGACGAAGGAAGUCGAUCAUGUUCGGCAUCCAUUCCCAGCUACUUUUUCGAGGCUGCUUCCGGAUUAUGCAAACCAUUCCGAUUUAGCGGAUGCGACGGAAACGGCAACAGAUUUCCUACAGAACAGGAAUGCGAGCAGGCCUGCUAUUACGGUCCGUCAGUCGCAGCUGUUUGCGAUCCUGCAUUAACCACUGUAUAAUUUUGUGUAAUAAUCUGACAAGUCGAUUUGAUUCAAUUCGGUCUUGCAAAUAUACGCUGCAUCAUCCAAAAUUGUAAACAUUCCUGUUUGAAUUUAAAAUUGCAGAUUCAGAUUACAGUUUCAUCCGCUAGAUGUCUUACAUUGUUAUGAAAUAUUUAUGCGACGCAUACGAAUGCAAAGCAGAAGUCGAACUGUCGACGUCUCGACGAGAAAAAGAAAGGUGUUGUGCAGUCUGUUCUACCGUUGAAGUUUCCCAGAUAAAACAUGUCGGAUUCAGUUUCUUCCCUUUCUGUUGUACUAAAGGCUUAUGGUGGCUUUGACAAAAUUCAAGUACAAAGCCUUCCCUACAAAACAGUUCCUGACGACAACCAGGUACUAAUAAAUGUCAAGGCAUGUGGUCUGAAUUUUGCGGAUGUUUACACCAGACAAGGCCUUGUACGAAAUGAACCUGGGCCACCUUUUACUAUGGGGUUAGAAUGCUCUGGACUUGUAGUUAGAGUGGGAUCCAAAGUUGAAAACCUGAAGGAAGGAGAUAGAGUCAUGGUACAUACUGGGACACCUGGCCUUCAAACUGAAUUUGUGUGUGUAGAAGCUUCAGAUUGCACUGUCAUCCCAGAGUCUAUGUCUUUUAAUGAAGCUGCAGCUUUUCCAAUUAAUUAUUUGACGGCGUACUUCUGCUUAUUUGAUAUUGGAAAUUUGCGUAGCUCCCAAACAGUGUUGAUUCCUUCGGCAGCAGGUGGUGUUGGCUGGGCAGCGACUCAGCUAGCAAAAAGUGUCCCAGAUGUUCGAGUGAUUGGAUUGGCAUCCCCCGGCAAGCAUGAAACCAUCCGUGGAAACGGCGUUGACGUAACUAUAGAUUCACUGGACCCUUGUUGGGACAAGGCAGUGAAAAUCGCCUGUCCCGAGGGAGUAGACAUUGCAUUAGAUUUCACAUCAGGCGAUAACUUUAAACGUACUCAAAAUCUAGUCAAGGACUUGGGACGAGCUAUUCUAAUAGGAGCCAACGAUAUGAUUUCGGGGGAAACUCUUAGUCUGUGGCGAAUAUUUUGCAGUUGGUGGUACUCUUCGAUGGUAAAGCCAAUCGAUCUGGUUCUAAAUAGCCGAGUUGUUGCCGGGUUUCAUUUGACUCACGUAAAAACUCGACUUCCUGAACGCUAUCGUGAUGCCUUAAUUCACCUUUUUGAAUUGUAUCGACAAAAUCUGAUCCGUCCAAGAAUUGAUUCUACGUGGACCUUCCAUCAAGUCAUUGAAGCUACCAAAAGGCUUUCCGAACGUGAAAACAUCGGAAAAGUUAUUUUGACACCUUAGUUUUCUGGAACUUAACUUUUUCAGUUGAUUCUUUAUUUCUCAACGACUUUUCUAUUUCUUAUUUGAUUCUCAGCUUACGCUACAUUUGCCUACCGUUAUAAUCACAAUUUAAAUCGUAGUAAUAAUCAUGUGCUGAUCUUUUUUCACAGAUUUUUUCAACUAUAUUUUCUAAUACAAGUUACUGAGAAAAAGAG
This is a messenger RNA of Daphnia pulex (common water flea), 2114 nucleotides long. RefSeq names its product synaptic vesicle membrane protein VAT-1 homolog. NCBI's taxonomy places the organism in Eukaryota, Metazoa, Arthropoda, Branchiopoda, Diplostraca, Daphniidae. Bases 877 to 1920 code for a protein of 347 amino acids. The transcript has 10 exons. The record is from RefSeq and is a predicted model, not a curated record. Gene Ontology annotation, molecular function: zinc ion binding; oxidoreductase activity.